AACAUAACAAUCAAAAGUAGACAGUCCCUUUCAUUUACUUUCUUUUCAGAGAGGGAAAGAAAAAAAUUAACAUGGCCGGAGAAGAGGAAGUGAAAGUGUUUGGUUUCCGCUCAGGUUCGUAUAGUCGGAGAGUGGAGUUAGCUUUUAAACUCAAAGGCGUCGAUUAUGAACACAUUGAUGAAGAUUUGCUUAACAACAAUAAGAGCGAUUUGUUGCUGAAAUACAACCCAAUUUACCAGAAAGUGCCGGUUCUUGUCCACAAUGGAAAACCCAUUUCAGAGUCUCGUGUAAUCCUUGAAUACAUCGACGAAACUUGGACCCAAAAUUAUGCCAUCUUGCCUACAGAUCCCUAUGAAAGAGCUCUUGCCAGAUUCUGGGCUAAGUAUAUUGAUGAAAAGGUUGUGCCUGCGAUAGAGAAAGCUUUUAGAAGCAAUGAAGAAGAAAGAGAGAAGAGAAUAGAAGAAGCUCAAGAGAUGCUAGAACCACUUGAGAAAGAGCUUCAAAACAAGUUAUUCUUUGGAGGAGACAAAAUUGGAUUUGUUGACAUUGUAGGUCUGGUUAUACCAGGCUGGAUGCAUGCCAGUCAAGAAGCUGCAGGCUUUGAAGUUCUAACAAUUCACAAAUUUCCAAACCUAAACAGAUGGAUUCAAGAUUAUUUGAACCACAGCGUUGCAAAGGAAGUUCUACCGCAAAAGGAUUUUCUUGUUGCAUUUUUGAGCAAAGUUGUGUUUGGUAGAAAUAACUAGCUCUUCAGAAUAUGAAAAGAUUUAGUUAUUGAACCAAUAGUGUUGAUUGAAUUCUUGGAGUUUUUAGAAGUUACGAGGGACUAAGUAAUAUUUAUGGUUUUUAACUACAUUUUGUGUCCUAAUUAAUAAAUGAAUGUUUAGUUGAAUCAAAAAUCACAUGCAUUAGAAAUUAAGCUGGCAAGUUUGGAUUUAUUUUGUUGGUGCUUUUGUUUAAUAUAAUUUUAUGGUGAGUGUUUCUUAA
Molecule: messenger RNA, 987 nt
Organism: Cucumis sativus (cucumber)
Lineage: Eukaryota; Viridiplantae; Streptophyta; Magnoliopsida; Cucurbitales; Cucurbitaceae
Product: glutathione S-transferase U8
Exons: 2
Coding region: 72-746 (224 amino acids)
Biological process (GO): glutathione metabolic process
Cellular component (GO): cytoplasm
Molecular function (GO): glutathione transferase activity
Source: RefSeq, a predicted model, not a curated record